Molecule: messenger RNA, 942 nt
Organism: Soboliphyme baturini
Lineage: Eukaryota; Metazoa; Nematoda; Enoplea; Dioctophymatida; Soboliphymatidae
Source: the annotation of a GenBank genome assembly
AUGUUCAGAGAACGAGAGGCAAAAUUACUAAGUAGCGCUUUGGCAAAGCUGAUUUUCACUGGUCGAGCUCGCAUGUCUGAUUUAAAGAGGGUGGCCAUCGUUGGAUCCGGGAUCAUGGGAUCCGGCAUUGCUCAGGUAUGCGCCCAAAGCGGAAUGGACGUUAGAAUAGUGGAUCAGUCAGAUUUGAUUUUGGAGCAGUCGAUGAAAAAUAUCGAAAAGAAUUUGUCACGAACUGCGAAGAAACUACAUGCCGAAGAUCCUAUGGCAAAAAGCUUUGUCAAGGAUGCCCUUAUGCGCAUCUCUCCUCACCUCGACCUGAAGAAAGCCGUAUCUGACUGCGACAUAGUUAUUGAAGCUGUGGCUGAGCAUCUGAAUAUGAAACAGACGUUAUUCACUGCUGUUGAGGCUGCCACUUCAAGCGUGGCCAUUUUAUCCUCCAACACAUCUUCUUUGCCACUGUCAGAAAUUGGCGAAAACCUAAAAGUAAAGCAACGCUUUGCUGGUAUUCAUUUCUUCAAUCCAGUUUCCAUCAUGAAACUUGUCGAGGUGGUGAAAACUCCUUUUACUUCCAUGGAUACUGUUGAAACCUUGGUGAAAUUCUGUCGCACUCUGUCAAAAGUGCCGAUUGUCUGUAAGGACACUCCGGGGUUUGUGGUCAACCGCUUGCUCAUUCCGUACAUGAUGGAGGCACUUCGAAUGGUGGAGAGGGGCGAUGCCUCAAUGAAAGACGUUGAUACGGCGAUGAAGUUGGGUGCUGGGUAUCCGAUGGGACCAUUUGAACUGUUUGAUUACACAGGCCUUGACACAUGCAAGUUCAUCAUCGACGGAUGGCACAGUCGUUUCCCAGAUGAUCCUAUGUUCAAACAAAGCGACCUACUUAACAAUCUAGUUGAACAGAAAAAGCUGGGAAGGAAGACUGGUGAAGGAUUCUAUAAAUACUAG